Vicia villosa (hairy vetch) is the source of this 1246-nucleotide messenger RNA. RefSeq lists its product as uncharacterized. The transcript has 4 exons. The record is from RefSeq and is a predicted model, not a curated record. NCBI's taxonomy places the organism in Eukaryota, Viridiplantae, Streptophyta, Magnoliopsida, Fabales, Fabaceae. The coding region runs from base 207 to 989 and encodes 260 amino acids.
CUAUAACCUUUACUUGAUUUCUGUUUUACAGGUUAACUCCAAGCGGUGUUGUUGCUGAAAUUAUUAGAAAAGUUUUUAUAAAACUUUAUCGUGGAAAAUUCUUGCGGUAUAGUGAGCUUAAAGUAUACAAUAGAAGACAUGAGAGAGAGGCAUACUUUAACCUUUUUAAAUCUCUUGUUCAGUGGGAGUCGUGUGAUGAAAGAAAAAUGAAAAGUUUGUUUCAUAGAGCUUGUGGUAAAAGAAUAGCUGAUAUGUUUGGUAAGAUUAGGAAAAAGGGGACAAAGCCGGACUGGAUGGGUGAAAAGGUUUAUGCGUAUCUUCUUGACGGGUGGAAAAGCGAUGAAUUUAAAAAGACCUCUCAACAAAAUAAGACUAAUCGAGCAUCAACCAGAGGUGGGGCGGUCCAUACUACAGGACGUAAAGCUCAUCACGAUGUUGCUAAAGAAAUGGAGAAGAAGUUAGGCCGACCACCAAAUCCUGAUGAGCUAUUCAUGGCCACUCACAAAAAGAGGAAUGGGCAGUGGGUUGACCGUCGUGCAGAAAAAACACAUGAAGAUUAUGUGAAUCGUUUGACACAAGCCACACAAAAUGAUAAUAAUGUGGAUGGAUCAGAAAAGAUACAAUUAUGGAAAGAAGCUGCCGGCGGUAAGUCACGAGGCCGGUGUUAUGGAACUGGCCUAAUGGCGGUUAAUGUACAAUAUGGAGUGUCUUGCUUGACAGAAGUGACAGUUUCAAAACCGAAUAGAGAAGUGGAUAGCCAAGCCAUCGAGGCGGCUAAAGCUGAGGCUUGUAAAGCACGUGAAGAGGCUGCAUUAGCUAACGCACGUGCAGACAAAGCUAUAGCCGAGACAGCAGAUUUGAAAAGGCAAUUUGAAGAAUUUCAGAAACAGCUGUGGGCUUUGCAAUCGAGUCAGACAGGUCCUUCUCAUGGCCAUUACGAUGAUGAUAAUGAUUCAUUGGAUCUAGAGGAAAUGAGUGAUGGAUGUUGACUCAUAUACAUUGUCGUUUUCUUAGUUUUAUAACUUGUUCAACUUAUUGUGGAUUUUAACAAGUUUGAUAUUUUGUGUUGGUAUUUUGAUGUAACUAUUUAUGUAUCAAUACUGUGGAUUGAUGGGCACAAGUUAAGUGUAUUGUGUCAAUAUUUUGAUGUAUUGUGUCAAUACUGUGGAUGGGCACAAGUUUGGUGUAUUGUGUUAAUAUUUUGAUGUAUAACUUUGACAUCUAAAUUAAUGUAGCAACUUUGUUA